Messenger RNA from Monopterus albus (swamp eel), 3700 nucleotides. It is a transcript of the gene atad5b, whose product is annotated as ATPase family AAA domain containing 5b. Gene Ontology annotation, molecular function: DNA clamp unloader activity; ATP hydrolysis activity; ATP binding. The record is from RefSeq and is a predicted model, not a curated record. Gene Ontology annotation, cellular component: nucleus. NCBI's taxonomy places the organism in Eukaryota, Metazoa, Chordata, Actinopteri, Synbranchiformes, Synbranchidae. The coding region runs from base 457 to 3681 and encodes 1074 amino acids. The transcript has 14 exons.
GUGUGAAUGAACUUAUUGCCAAAAUGUUGCGACUUUUAACUAAUUAAUAUGAGCUCAGCUCUAGCAUAUACUGUUUGGUUUCUGGUAAAAUGAAACUGACAUGCAUUGUGAGGGUCAGUGGAUGUCACCCUGGGAAGCUAAUCUGAAUCCUUUCGGUCCACUUGCUUGACUGUAGUGGAGCAUCUGUGUAGUUUGUCUGUGAAUAUACGAUCUUUGGCAUCUCCAAAACCUGGCCCGUGUUAUAGACGUCAGUGACGUCAGUCGAGAUGUUUUCGAAGCCGCAGCAACCGUUAAAAUAUUCAGGGGUUGCAUAUAUUUAUUACUAUUGUUUCCCUUUUUAUACUGCAACGCUAUCCUUUCUUUAUCGAAAUACAAAGUUAUAUUAGAGGGUCAGCGUAAAAAGACCGUUCAAAAGUUAGGGGUAACGUAGCACAACGUGACGUCACUUCAUUUUGAAUGGAAGCCAAGCGCCAAAUGCAUUUUGAGCCCUUAAUUAUGCGAAACAAACCCAAACGGAGCAUAAACCUUAAGGAUGUGACAUGCCAAAGCAAAGACCAAACGCAAACCGCCGCGGUGAUAACGUUAGAUUCGGAGUCGAGCUAUUCCCCAAGGAGGGGUUGGGCCUCGCUGGUUGCAAAAGAUAAAUCUGACUCGUAUCCUGCUUCUGGUGAAGACUUCGCCCAAAAAGGUCAACCACUGCAGAAGAGUUGCUGCACAAAAGGUGUUAAAAUUGCACCAAUUUUCACACGUACCAAACAGCAAAGCGAGAGUAAAUGGAGCAAUGAUGGCAAGCUGUAUCAGCCUGUGGGGAAGAAGCAAAAAUCGGCAUUAUCUCUUCAAAGUAAUGCUUUGCAAUGGGUGAAAAGUCAACAGCAGUUAUCAACACUUACAGUAUCUCAGCUGACGGGGGGAGAGGAGCCCCUGUCUACCUGGAGAGGACAUUUGUCACCCUCAGCUCUGUGCAUCAGUCUGGAAGAAAUCCAAACAUCUGAUCCCUCAUUUCCAGUCCAAGCAGUGUUCAGCACUUUGCAGAGGAAAGCAAGACUACAGGAUUGUGACUCCACAGCAGAAAACUCCCGGUAUCCAAGCUCCUUGCAGAACCACCUAAAAGGGAAGAGGAAACAAGGAAAUGAAAGCUCUGAGUGGACAUCCAAGCGUCAGAGGUGCAGUCUUGCUGCACAUGGUGCCGGUGGUGUGAAUCACUGUCACCUGGCAGCACGGGAUGUUCUGGAGAAGAUGCAGGCCAGGAGCAACAAACUGAGUCGCACUCGCAGGCUGAGGCAACGGGAAAGGAGCCUAGAACGGCCGGUGACCAACUGUGAGCCCAACUCUAAAUGGACAAAUCAUGCAGAAUCUGACAGCCAGUCACCCAUAAACUGUGACGUUUUCCACAGAGGAUCCUGUUUUGAGGAUGUUCUCUGGACAGACAAGUACAGUCCUCAGCAGUCCAGUGAAGUCAUUGGCAACCCUGUCUCAGUAAAUAAACUGCACAGUUGGCUGAAGAAAUGGAAACUAAAAUCUGACUGUUACGAGAGGAGAAAAGUGGAGGAAAGGAAAUCAGAAGAAAACAGCAAUGGCCUAUGGGACUGUGGAGACUUCCAGGGAGAAGCUGGGGCCGAAGACGACAUCGAGGAGCCGCUGUGUAAUGCCAUGCUGAUAACAGGACCUCCAGGUGUGGGGAAGACUGCCUCAGUGUAUGCCUGUGCUCAGGAGCUUGGAUUCAAGAUAUUUGAGGUGAACUGCUCCUCACAGCGCAGUGGCCACCGUGUUCUGUCCCAGCUCAAGGAGGCAACCCAGUCCCACCUAGUGGAGCCGUCGGGGAAGGAUCCGCUGAAACCUGCCUACUUCAAGAACUAUAACAGCUGCACUCCUAAAACAAAAACAGAGCAUCCUAAAAAUGUCAUCUCUACCUCCAAAAGGAGGGCAGCGCAGAACUUAGGCCGCUCUGGUCACAAAACAAAAACUAACCCAGCCACAGUCACUUUGGCCAACUACUUUAAGAUAAAGGCCAAAGCAGAUCACUUAAACUUUGGCGGCCCGUCGCCAUCUGAAGAACCAGACGGCAAAGAACUGGGCGAACCAUCACCAGACUGCAAUCCAACAGCACCGCCCAACAAAAAGACAGCCACAUCACUCAUUCUUUUUGAAGAGGUUGAUGUCGUAUUUGACGAUGACAUCGGUUUCUACAAGGCCAUCAAGACGUUUGUGACAACCACUAAAAGACCAGUCAUCCUGACCACCAACGAUCCCUCAUUCAAAGAGAGAUUCAACUGCAGCUUGGAGGAAAUCAUUUUCAAAACCCCAUCAGUGGCAAGUGUCUGUAGCUACCUGCAGCUGGUGGGUUUGGCUGAAGGUGUGCAACUGGAGUUGCACGAUGUCAGCAGUCUCCUCAGACUAACCCGAGGAGACAUCAGACGCUGCCUGCUGCAGCUGCAGCUCUGGGUGCACAGUGGUGGAGGACGGGCAUCUCGGAGUGGAGGCUCACGUGAGGAGCCUCAUCAUCUACAGUACUCAAAUGCUGCUCAAGCGAGUGCCAGUCUAGACUCUCAGCGUCCUCCUUGUGGAACAAGCUGCACUGCCAACAUGCUGGGCCUCCACCCUGUGACCCAGGUGCAACUGCUGAGCCUUCUAAAGUGUCAGUGCUGGUCUGAAACAGACAUGAACAAGCUCCUGGGCGUCCUAGCAGAGAGCUGGAGAAGGUGUGUGCCUUUUCUCUACUCCAACCUGGAGCUUCUUCUGUCCAUCGGGAUGAAAAGAACUCCACAUCACUUUGUGGACCAGGUGACAACACCUGGGUUGGACAGUGAGCUGGCACCCUCUGAUGCUGAUCUUCUCGCCCAGCAGCUGAAUGGAAAUGUCGACCUGAAGGCAUCAGGGACCAACAGCAAAUAUGUUGGGAAAUUCUCCAGGCUUAGCAGAAAGAAACAUGACACACAAUCAGGAGCCCCUAGUUCAAGAGAGAAGACUGAACAAAAAGCAGCCAAAGUGGAAACCAGCUGUUUAGAUGCCCUGACUGACUUCUUUGACCUCAUGUCAUACCUCGAUGCUACACUGCCGGCUGCAGCGCCACUUGUUUCAGGCCCAUGCAGGCCUGAGGCGUUUGUCUGGACAGGAGCGGAGAUAAAGGACGGUUUGGAUGAGUUGAGCAAGGAGGAAGAGGACAGGAGCUGGAGCCAAGAGAGGCUGUUUAACAUUCAGGCUGCUGUUGAGGGCUUGGGGAGUCACAGGUGCUGCUGGCGAGUGUAUGAGGCAUGGACUGAAGCCCAAAAAUACAGACAGGACGUGGAGGACAAAACGUGGAUGAAGCUGGUGGAGAGACUGACAUUACCUGCCUCUUCCAAAAGACAGAGCCUCAACUAUAGUUUUCAACCUCUGUGUGCACCAAGUGUGUCCCGAAGGAGGUAUGAGCUGAGCCGGUCUGUGUUUGGCAGUAAAUCCCUCGGCCUGCUGGGGAACAGACAAGCUGUCAGCAUGGACUACAUGCCGUUCCUUCGCUCCAUCUGUCGCGCUCGGAGAGCACAGCGACAGGAGGAAGAGCCGUUCAGGUGUGUGAGCCACCUCAGCAGCACACGCCUGGGCCUGUCCAAGUCAACUCUGCAACUCCUUGCAGAAGAUUUCUCAGAGACAAGUCUGCAAGAGUCUCCUGUUCUCACUACCUCACCUCACUCAGUACUGUACUGAAUUUACUUGGUGCUUGAAA